UUUUCACUUUGCUCCAUGCAGAUGCGGUGCGGUUGGGCCGCGGGCGGGGAGGGGCCAGCGCUGAUGCGGCACGGGCGUGUGACAGCGGCGCGGCCCGACCCGCUCCGCCCGGCUCGGCUCGGCUCGGCUCGGCUGCAGCCCGGACCCGCCUGUGCUCGGAGUACCUGCGACGCAGCUGGGCUAUUCUUUAACUGCGGGAGAAGUGCCUCUCUUCCCUUCACGCAAGCUCCCUGCUGGCUUUCUGCAUCCGUAAUUCCUCCGAGCCGUUUUUCCCUCCGGCGUUCUCCCGCUACUUCUUUUUCCCUUUCCCCCCCUUUUUUUUCUUCCUCUAUUUUAAUUUUUUUCCCUUCUUUUUCCCGCUCGUUUUUCGCCCCCCUCCCAAUCUGUGCUGCCUCAAUAGCCCUCAUUAUGCUGUGCUCAGUGGCCCGGUGUGUUCCCCGCCUCUGCUAGGCAGUGGCAGCAUGGAUGGUGCUCUUGUGACGACCUCUGCUGAUGCUAUCAGUCCACUGCGGAUAGGCAUGCUGAGUAAUCCUGCUGUAAAUGGGCGAGGACACGGACACACGGAAAAUUAACCACAGCUUUCUGCGAGACCACAACUAUGUGACUGAAGGGAAAGCUAUAAGGAAGCUUGUGCGCAAGGCGACUCUGGUGGCAUCUAGAAUCCUCAGAUUUCCUUGACUGAAUCCAUCUGGGUUUAGCCCUAAAUAUAGUAGACAAGCUGCACUGCUUGCACUGAUAAAUUAUAUCUUCCAAAUGAUAGACCAAGCUGAUAUUAUUUCUACAGUUGAGUUCAACCACACUGGAGAACUGCUGGCUACUGGUGACAAGGGGGGCCGAGUUGUUAUAUUCCAAAGGGAACCUGAGAGUAAAAAUGAGCCUUACAAUCAGGGGGAGUACAAUGUUUACAGCACUUUCCAGAGCCAUGAACCUGAAUUUGAUUAUUUGAAGAGUUUGGAGAUAGAAGAAAAAAUAAACAAGAUCAAGUGGUUGCCACAGCAAAAUGCAGCUCACUCACUCCUAUCAACAAAUGAUAAAACAAUCAAAUUGUGGAAAAUUACUGAAAGAGAUAAGAGACCGGAGGGGUACAACUUAAAAGAUGAAGAAGGAAAGCUUAAAGAUCUUUCUACAGUAACAUCACUGCAGGUGCCUGUAUUGAAACCCAUGGAUUUGAUGGUGGAAGUCACUCCCAGGAGAAUCUUUGCUAAUGGUCACACCUAUCAUGUCAACUCAAUAUCCGUCAACAGUGACUGUGAGACGUACAUGUCAGCGGAUGAUCUCAGGAUUAACCUCUGGCAUUUGGCUAUCACAGAUAGGAGCUUCAACAUUGUGGAUAUAAAGCCAGCCAAUAUGGAGGACCUGACAGAAGUGAUUACAGCCUCCGAGUUCCAUCCCCACCACUGCAAUCUCUUUGUCUACAGCAGCAGCAAAGGAUCCCUGAGACUCUGCGACAUGAGGGCAUCGGCCCUCUGUGACAAACAUUCCAAGCUUUAUGAAGAACCAGAAGACCCCAGUAACAGAUCAUUUUUUUCAGAAAUUAUCUCUUCAGUGUCAGAUGUCAAAUUCAGUCACAGUGGUAGAUACAUGCUUACAAGAGAUUACCUCACUGUCAAGGUUUGGGAUCUGAACAUGGAAACAAAGCCUGUAGAAACAUACCAGGUCCAUGAUUACCUUAGAAGCAAGUUAUGUUCCCUCUAUGAAAACGACUGCAUCUUUGACAAGUUUGAAUGUGCAUGGAAUGGAUCAGACAGUGUGAUAAUGACAGGUGCAUAUAACAACUUCUUUCGAAUGUUUGACCGCAACACCAAGCGGGAUGUGACCUUGGAGGCUUCCCGGGAGAGCAGCAAACCACGAGCCAUCCUUAAGCCCCGGAGAGUCUGCGUUGGAGGCAAGAGGAGGAAAGAUGACAUCAGUGUUGACAGUUUGGACUUUACUAAGAAGAUCUUGCACACAGCAUGGCACCCAACCGAGAACAUCAUUGCUAUAGCAGCGACAAACAAUCUGUACAUAUUUCAGGAUAAAGUGAACUCAGAAAUGCACUAGAUUUAUCAAUAUCCCUCUAUAUUUACAAACCAGCCUCUUGAGAGUUGUAGAAGGAUGUGAUCUUCACAAAAAUUGUGGCUUCUGUGGUGGGAUUUGUAGGUUGCAUCCUUUCAUCCCUCAGCCUGUAUCAUUAUUGGUGGCAAGCCAAUUCUUUUCCAUCACUGCAACUGUAUGAGUAAAAGGCACGAGUGCAAAUCCAGUACUGUGGUCUGUAUCGGUUCCUUUAAACAAACAGGGAUAUUUAUUCAGUUUAGGAGUGUUCCUGAGGAGGGCUGAGGCUCUUCAACCCCUGUCCAUCCUUUCGAGGGUCUCAGUGGUUUGCAGGACUGUGGUGUUCUGGUGCCCUUCCUGCUUUUGCAGUGUGCAGCAUUUACCACAUUUUUAGAGCUUUUUGCCUCAGUCUCUUGAUUGGGUUUUUUUUCCAGUGCUGUUUUCUUGUCUUUCAAUUAGGCCAAGCCUGUUUGAAGGAAUGAAUAGCCACUUUCCUUUAGAGCAUGUAGGUGUGGCACAUUGGAGGGACCUCAUGGGAGUUGGAGCUGGAAGCAGAAUCCCAGCUGGUGAAAAACUACCCUUUCUCUCCCAUCCCAUUCCCUUCUUUACAGUAUCCUCUUAUUUAUUUAUUUAUUUAUUUAUUUAUUUAUUUAUUUAUUUAUCACAUUACUUUGUGCUUCACCUUCCCAAGUGACUAAGUGACAGACUGAUAUAGUUACUCAGCCAGCUUGUUUUAAGUUUAUUCUCCAUGGUUCUCUUUGCUCUAUUUAAAACAAUAAGUAGUAUCUUCAUUGUGUGAGGACUAUUACAAAACUUGGCAUUGCAGCUCUGGAGGGACUGGCUGGUCAGACACAGCCUGGCAAUUCACACAAACCUGUGCUACCAUUUGGGGUUAGAGUUCUGGAAACCUUGGAUAGAAGUGCUCUCCUUGAAAGCAGCAACCAACUUGAGUGGGAACAAAGUUACAUCUCUGCUAGACACGCUUGAUAAAGUCCCUUGUUUGUUGUUUGCAGAAUGGUUAUGUUAAUCCUGGCCUUUAGGGAGCACAGGCAAUGCCUGGUAUCUGUAACUGUGAAAAUAAUGGUGCUGCCAGAGCAGCACUGCUCAGUGAAUUUUAACACUUUUAAAUGAGGCCGCUUCUGGGAGACCAUGUCCUGGAGAAACAUGAAAAUUUGAAAAAUCCAAACCUAACGAAACCUUUCUCCACAGAAAUGCUCUUAGAUCUGUCUCUGUUCUGUAAUGAUGAUAAAUGGAAAAGGAAAGUACACACAAAAUAGGGCAUGCAGGAAUGGCAUGGGAACAAUGCAGUGGGCAGGAAGUCCUCUUAAUCCAGAAAAAGAAAGUUCUGCUGCACGUUUAAUAGCUCUGGCAGAAAAUUCAAUAUCCCAAACGAUUCCUACUCUAACCAUGAAUAAAAGAGCACAACUCACAUGACCUGUUAAUCUGCCCAUAUUAAAACUCCUCAGAAAAAAAAAGUCUUUAAGCCAUUAUGCACUGAUUUCUUGGUAAGUGGAGAAUGUACCGAUGAAGGGAUCUGCAUGCUUUUGUAUUUUGGUUUGGGGGAAGGGUGGGUGAAAAUCUGCUUACAAGAAAUAAAAAAAACAAAGUCUAGAGCUUUUAUAUGACAUCUCAACACCACACCUGAAAUCUGUCUGAAGUUUUCUAGAUCAAUGCUGUAUAUUUUGUGUGUAGAAGCACAAACACAUGUGCACCAGUUUCCAGCCACACUAAACACAUACGGUAUGAAAUGUGUAGGGUGAUUUUAAAGGGAACAAAGAAUGUUUGUUUAUAAAAUACUGUGUGCUGUAGCAGGCAUGGACAGUAUAUGUACAUAUUUAUUCUAUUGAAAUUUAACAGAAUUGCCUUUUCCUUUUCUUUUUCCUUGUAAAAAGGUUUAAGAGUGUCGUAAAUUGUAUAGAGAACUCGUUAAAGCCAAACUACUGCUUCAAGGGUGUCACACAAUUUCUUUGACUUUUGGACCCCUCCAUUAAUCUUUGCAGCUCAAAAAGGAAAAAAAAAAUUGCUAUCAGCUCAUAUUGGCUUUUACAGCUAGAGAUACUGCAAAACAUAUAUUUAGCUUUUAACAUUCUCAAGUAAGAUUCUAUAGAUAACUUAUUAUAAAGCAGAUCUUAAUGCAACCUUUUUUUGUUUUAUUUGAAGUACCUUACUCUCUUUCAGCUUUGGGUACCAAAAAGAACAUGUUAAAAUUAAAUAAACAAAUAUAUCUUUGGAGCUUUAUAAAACUAAUUAAAUACCCAACCAAAAUACCAUGAAGUAAUCCUAGAGGAAAUAAAUAGAAACCUUUCAAAGACCAGUAUUCCGUUCCUGUCUUUGACAUCACUGUUACAGAUUGGUUUCCUGGUUUCUUGAAUGUAUGGAAAGUAAACAUCGUCAUUGUGAACGUUUCCAACUUUCUUUCUCUUUUUAGUUUGAGCUUUCAGUGGUGUAGAGUAAGUGAUGGUAAAGUUGGUAAAUCUGAUUGUUUUGAAAGCUGUUGUUCAUGGCUGCAUUUUUUGUGUUGCACAAAUUAGCUAACUGUUGUUGAAUAAAAAUAUAAAUAUGUUAAUACCAGCUUUUUCAAUAAAACUACAACCAAAAAAGGCAUAAAUA
Passer domesticus (house sparrow) is the source of this 4641-nucleotide messenger RNA. It is a transcript of the gene PPP2R2C, whose product is annotated as protein phosphatase 2 regulatory subunit Bgamma. The record is from RefSeq and is a predicted model, not a curated record. Gene Ontology annotation, cellular component: cytosol; protein phosphatase type 2A complex. Lineage: Eukaryota; Metazoa; Chordata; Aves; Passeriformes; Passeridae. Gene Ontology annotation, molecular function: protein binding; protein phosphatase regulator activity. Bases 754 to 2040 code for a protein of 428 amino acids. The transcript has 10 exons.